GGUGAUAAGUAAGCACACGUGACACGUCACAGGGUUCAGCGCUCGGAAGCUUGAAGCCACUCAAACUCGACACUCCAACGCGCAGCGGGCAUGGCCAUAGGCGCAGCAGUUACCGGUAUGUGCACGCUCACUCCAACGCUCUCUUCGUUCAACCACCCCACGCGCCUCCUCUCACGCGCUACUUUCGCUGCGAAGCUUCGAUUUCCACUUCCAUUUCGAGCUUCUUCCACGGCCUUGCUCCACACCGACACCGAUCCAACAGAUUCCAUCGUAGUUGAAAAGGAAGAAAGCAAGAGUCGCCACUCGUUGGCUUGUCCCGUGUGUUACGAUUCCUUGACAUGGAACGCUGAUCCUGGUUUGUCCGUAGAUACUGUCCCUGGAUCUAGUUUUCAAUGUAGCACCUGUCAGAAAACAUAUGUUGGUAACCAAACGCAUCUUGAUCUCACCGCAACAGCUGGAGCCAAGAGCUACGGUGAACCCAUGCCAGCUUCCACAGAGCUUUUCAGGGUGCCAUUGAUAUCAUUUCUCUAUGAGAGAGGCUGGCGUCAAACCUUUUCUGCGUGGGGUGGUUUUCCAGGUCCUGAGAAAGAGUUUGAAAUGAUGAAGGGUUUCUUAAAGCCAGUAUUGGGUGGAAAUAUCAUUGAUGCUAGUUGUGCAAGUGGAUUAUUUUCAAGAUUAUUUGCAAAAAGUGGACUUUUUUCUUUUGUUGUUGCUCUAGACUACUCAGAGAACAUGUUGCGGCAAUGUUAUGAAUUCAUUCAGAAGGAAGAGAAUUUUCCAAAAGAGAACUUCAUCUUGGUUAGAGCAGACAUAUCUAGGCUCCCUUUUGUUUCCAGUUCCGUUGAUGCUGUACAUGCAGGUGCAGCUCUCCACUGUUGGCCUUCACCAUCAGCAGCUGUAGCUGAAAUAAGUCGUGUUUUACGACCUGGAGGCGUGUUUGUUGCAACCACCUACAUACUUGAUGGGCCUUUUUCUGUUAUCCCAUUUUUAAGUACAAUACGUCAGACUGUAAGGCAAGUGUCUGGGAGCUACAUCACUCUCUCUGAACGUGAACUUGAAGAUCUCUGCAGGGCGUGUGGGCUUGUUGGAUUUAAAUGCAUUAGAAAUGGGCUUUUUGUGAUGAUUUCUGCUACAAAACCCAGUUAAGGUUUGAGUUUCCUGGUGUUUUCUUUGCUGCCUUCUCAACACAUUUUGCUGAAGCCUUUAUUUCCUUACUUAAUUUUUUAAAUCGUUAGCAGAUGAAAAUGCUGCUUGUUGAUAUAUAUGUUAAAAUUUGUAGUUUGACUUUGUAUAUAAAGUAGGCUUCAUUCAGAGAGAUGAUAUUUCUAAAUUGCAUUACUUGUGUUUGGGGAGCUGGGAUGAUCACCUCCACGAAUGCAAAAUAUGAGUUGCAACAGAUGAUGAAAAGGUGUCCAAAUCAUAAUGAUAUGUGUAAAUAUCGUUUCUCUUUCAUUUGACA
Cajanus cajan (pigeon pea) is the source of this 1459-nucleotide messenger RNA. Its product is annotated as S-adenosyl-L-methionine-dependent methyltransferases superfamily protein. Gene Ontology annotation, molecular function: S-adenosylmethionine-dependent methyltransferase activity. The record is from RefSeq and is a predicted model, not a curated record. Lineage: Eukaryota; Viridiplantae; Streptophyta; Magnoliopsida; Fabales; Fabaceae.